Humulus lupulus (European hop) is the source of this 2358-nucleotide messenger RNA. RefSeq lists its product as uncharacterized. Lineage: Eukaryota; Viridiplantae; Streptophyta; Magnoliopsida; Rosales; Cannabaceae. The record is from RefSeq and is a predicted model, not a curated record. The coding region runs from base 1 to 2358 and encodes 785 amino acids. The transcript is spliced from 3 exons.
AUGAUCCACCAGUUAGCUCAAGGGGGAGUAGCUUCCAACAAUGGGCAAAAUGCAGUUAUUGUGGCUGAUGACAGAGAUCGUGCUAUCAGGCAAUAUGCUCUCCCCCUCUUCAAUGAGCUCAAUCCAGGCAUCGUCAGACCAAAAAUUCAGGCAGCACAGUUUGAAUUGAAGCCAGUCAUGUUCCAGAUGCUUCAAACUGUGGGUCAGUUUAGUGGGAUGCCAACAGAGGAUCCUCACCUUCACCUUCGCUUGUUCAUUGAAGUAAGUGACUCUUUCAAGUUGCCCGGAGUGACAAAGGAUGCAUUGAGACUAAAGUUGUUCCCAUACUCCUUGAGAGAUAGAGCCAGAGCUUGGUUGAACUCCUUGCCAUCUGAUUCUGUGAGUACUUGGCAAGAGUUGGCUGAGUGGUUUCUGAUGAAGUAUUUUCCUCCCACUAAAAAUGCCAAGCUUCGCAAUGAGAUUACUUCAUUUCAACAACUUGAUGAAGAAUCCUUAUAUGAGGCAUGGGAGCGGUUUAAGGAGUUGUUACGCAAAUGCCCUCACCAUGGCAUUCCUCAUUGCAUCCAAAUGGAGACCUUCUAUAACAGUCUUAACACUCAUACUAGGAUGGUGGUUGAUGCUUCAGCGAACGGGGUUCUUCUUGCUAAGUCCUAUAAUGAGUUGCCCACUUCUAGAUUGUCUACCGGUAGAAAGGUGGCCGGUAUUCAUGAUGUAGAUGCCAUCACUUCUUUGGCGGCCCAAGUGUCUUCUAUUUCUAAUAUGCUCAAGACAAUGAAUAUGGGGAUGAAUCAAUCAAUGGGGCAGCCUAUGGGCACACAAAUGGGGAAAAUGGAGAGCAUUUCUUGUGUGUAUUAUGGUGAGGGUCAUACUUUUGAUAACUGUCCUUCUAAUCCGGCAGCUGUAUGUUAUAUGGGGAACCAAAAUAGGAAUGGUCCUUAUUCUAAUUCCUACAACCCAUCAUGGAGGCCACACCCCAAUUUUUCAUGGAGUAAUCAAGGAGCUGGCCCUAGUAAUCCUUCGAUGCCUCCAAGACCAAAUUUUCCACCGGGUUACCCCCCUCAAGCACCACAACAAAGACCACAACAACAAACAAUGCAAUCUAGCUCUCUUGAGAACAUGUUGAAGGAAUAUAUAGUGAAGAAUGAAGCCAUGAUUCAGAGCCAAGCGGCUUCAUUGAGGAACUUAGAAAACCAAGUUGGGCAACUAGCUAAUGAGCUUAGAAAUAGACCCCACGGUACACUGCCAAGUGAUAUCGAGAAUCCAAGGAGUAUGGGGAAGGAACAUUGUAAAGUUGUCACUUUGAGGAGUGGAAAAGAGUUGGAGAAGGACAAGAUCAAGUCUGGGCAUGAGGGUGAGCCCUCUUCAAUCCAAAUAAAUGAGGAAUUCCAAAAAGAUGCUGAACUUCCUAGUGCACAAAAAUCAGCCUCUGCCCAGAAUGCUGCAGGGAUGCCGCAGCAUUGUCAACCAGCAAGCUCAAUUUCAAAGAAGUCACCUCCAUUUCCUCAACGUUUUCAGAAGCAAAAGUUGGAUUCUCAAUUCAAGAAGUUUCUAGAUAUGUUGAAGCAGUUGCAUAUCAACAUCCCACUGGUAGAGGCACUUGAGCAAAUUCCUAACUAUGUAAAAUUCAUGAAAGAUAUUCUUACAAGGAAGAGAAGGUUAGGAGAAUUUGAGACAGUGGCUCUUACCAAGGAAUGUAGCUCAUUCUUGCAAAACAAGCUGCCACCGAAGAUGAAAGAUCUUGGGAGUUUCACCAUUCCAUGUACCAUUGAUAGAUCUCUUGCUUAUCCAGAUGGGAAGAUUGAGGAUGUCUUGGUAAAAGUUGAUAAGUUCAUUUUCCCAGUUGAUUUCAUUGUGUUGGAUUAUGAGGCAGACAGGGAGGUACCAAUCAUUCUAGGGAGGCCUUUUCUAGCUACUGGUAGAACUUUGAUUGAUGUGCAAAAGGGUGAACUUACUAUGAGGGUUCAAGAUGAGCAGGCGACUUUCAAUGUUUUCAAGGAUAUGAGAUUUCCAGAUGAGGUCGAAGAGUGUUCUGUGGUUUCAGUGGUAGAUUAUUUGGCUUCAAAGGAAUUAGAAAACAAUUUUGAUGAUCCUCUAGAGAAACUCAUUAUGUUUGAUUCACAUGCAGAGGAUGAGGAUGAAUACUUGCCUUGGCUAGAAGCUAGUUCACAAGGAUUGCAUACAAGAAAGCAUUUUGAAUCUUUGGAGCUCCCUUCAAGGUCUUUCGCAGCCCCUAAACCAUCAAUGGAAAAGCCUCUGGAGUUGGAAUUAAAAGCUUUACCCUCACACUUAAGAUAUGCCUAUUUGGGUAAGUCUUCCACCUUACCUGUGAUUGUUUCGGCUGAGUUAAGUAUGGAGUAA